AUGAAGGAUCGCCUAGACGCGGGAGAACAAUCGGGUGUCGUCUAUCAGAUCCCAUGUCUGGACUGCCCUCGCCACUACACAGGACAAACCGGACGACGACUUAGCUCACGAAUAACGGAGCACAAACGGGCGGUUAGGAGAGGUGGUCCGUUGUCUCAGGUCGCCACUCACACCCUGGAGGAAGGCCACGAAUUCAACUUCGCGGGCACGCGGAUAGUGGCGCAGGCCAACAAUAAGACAGGACGAGACCUGUUAGAGGCCUGGGUGUCUGACACCAACUCUAUCAACAGGCACGUUGACAUACCCCUCCUGCUAUCACGCGCUCCGUUCCCGCGGCCAAGAGGUGAGAUCCAAUUUUUAGCCAAGGGUACACGCAGUCACGCCACCGUGAGACGGAGUGGGACUAAACUUAUCGCGAAUACCACCCUCUGCACUCAUAUCAAUCCCCCCUUCGUGGCUUGACUACAAAAACCGCUCAUUUGAUGUCGCAUGCUCACAGUCUCUGACGAUGGCCUCCUGUACGAGACCGAAAGCUCAGACAAAUAAAACUAUUGUCCCAGAGAUCGAGUUUUCAUCUUCUUAACAACAAGAACCUGGGAUCCGCAUAUUGGCUUCCAUACGUGAGUUCGGACGUCAAUCCAACGGACAUUGCUUCUCGAGGUACGUGCAACUUUGUGCUGGUACGUAGAUAGUUGGUCGGUCCGGAAUUUUUAGUUCAGCUUGAACGCGAAUGGCUUGUACAGCCUCCAUUAGGACAGCCUGAAGACUUGGAAUUCAAGAGGACAACAGCCCAAAUUCAUGUAUUAAAUCAAUGUGAUGGUUUAGGCGAAGUAGUUAUGCGUUUUCAGUUUGGACGAAACUAGAAAGGGCUUUGGUCUGGAUUCUGCGUUUCAAGCCGUACGUCAGAGUCAACCCUGGCAAGGCACCUCAGGAGACGCUGAUGUUGGGUCCUAUCCGAGUAUCUGAAAUGCGCCAAGCUAGCAUUAACUUGAUAAAGCUUAUUCAAAGGAAGCACUUUUCAGCAGAAUUGGAUAUUCUGCAGUUUACACAAGCAGAUUACCAGAAAAGAGAGUCCGUGAGAAAUAUUGGCCUGAGAAAGUUAUGUCCAGUUUUGAUUGAAGGAGUAAUGUGCGCUUGUGGUCGCCUGAACUACUCAAAUUUUUGUGAAUCGUUGAAACCCCCGUCAAUCCUCCCAUACAAUCAUCCCGUGACGGAAUUAUUCACACAUUACUUUCAUGAAUUGGAAGGCCAUUAUGGGACAGUACACGUUCUAGGUGCAAUCCGUCAAAAAUUUUGGAUCCUAAAAGGAACCGCUUCUGUCAAACGUGUCAUCGGUAGAUGUUUAUUUUGCAGGAGUAAAUUUCGACAACUUCAGGGGCAGAUUAUGUCCCCUCUUCCCUUAAAUAGAAAGGAAGUCGGUUGGUAUCCUUUCAAGUGCGUUGGGGUGGACUAUUUUGGUCCGUUGAUGGUCAACCUGGACGACCUUCGGAGAAACGCUAUGGUAGUGUUUAGCUGCUAACAGACGAGAGCCGUUCAUCUUGAGAUAGCCGCCAGCCUGAUCAUGAAUUCUUUUGUCCACUGUCUGAUGAGAUUCGUGAGUGGACGCGCACGUCCUACUUACAUCUACAGUGACAAUGGAACCAAUUUUGUUGGAGCGGUAGCGGAACUCCGAAAGGACUUACAUAAUUGAGACCAGAAGAGAGUGUCUGACCAAAUGCUAACUCUAUAGAUACAGUGGCAUUUUAACCCACCCACGCCAGCCAUCGGGGAGGCACCUGGAAACGCAUGAUCAGGUCUCUACGACGGAUUCUUCUUGCUCUCUGUAAGGAGAAUCCUCUAACUGACGAACAGCUUGGCACAUCCUUCGUGCGGGCUGAACGUAUAUUAAAUAAUAGACUUCUUGUCCUGCUUACAUCAGACAGCAACGACUUGGAACCGCUUACCCCGAAUAGGUUAUUGUUGAUGAGGGACUGUCCAGUGCUGCCUUGCGUUGACGAAUUGAUGGCACGAUACCACGUUGGAUGGAAACAAGUACACUACCCCGCUGGCGUGUUCUGGAGACGAUGGGUAAAAGAAUAUCUCCAGAGUCUGCAGAAACGAACAAAAUGGGCAAGAGAAGCCGCGGAACUGAAACAGGGUGAUGUUUUUUAGUUUCUGGGGAGCGCAUACCUCGUGAGAAUUGGCCUUUGGAGGUAAUAGAUACGUGCGAAAGAAGUCACGACGACCUCGUUAGGACGGUACAUAUUAGAACGGUGGGCGGUCUCUUAAAAGGGACGUUAGAAAGAUUUGCCUAAUUGAGCGUCAGAGCAGCCGCAUACCUCCAAACACGUCGGUUGUUCUCAAGAACCGGACGUGGAGAAUUGACGGACGGUGUUGCAUCCAGCUGGUCAACGUUUGGAAUUAUCCACGCCCUCCUCCCAAGUGCUUCCACAUUUGGCCCCUGUCGACAUUCCCUUUCCCCCCUUUUGUAACUCUCUUUCGAGCGUGAUCGGCGUUCUUUUAAUUAACUGGUUUUGUAUUCUGACCAUGAGCUGGGAAUUCGACUUGCUCGAAAAGUAACAAAGGAAUUCUUUUUUCAAGGGUACCAAUCGUUGAGGUUUGUACGUUUUUUAUUAUUAGCUUAUUCUAUCAUUAGUACCGUAUAUACACCGAAAUUUGUUUUGGCUUAUACGCGUAACUCAGUCGACAAGGAAUUCUACAGAGACGGUCGCAGUUUUUUGCGAAACACUAUCAAAAUCCCAUUUCAAACUGAAGCGUGUGACGUCGACGUCACCGUCCUUUUCAAAUGUGUGAGCCAGCCUCAAAAUCGAAGACAAUAAAUUAGGGAAGUGUUACGGAUCAGGGAUUUGAUAGGGCCGUUUGAAUGAGAUAGGCACUCUUGAGCGCGGAUCCAGAAUGGAGAUAGUGUAACUGCGUGUCGUUGAAAACAACCGGUCCUCUAUCCUCACAUUCCCGCUGUCCCCUUCCCGCAACUACCGCUGAUAUCGUAACGUCUGUCCCGCUCCAGGACGGUUCCACGGCCCUACCCUUCAGCUGCCGACAGUGCUGCAUUCCCCACCGGUUUUCUAGCCGGCAUGUUAGCACCACUUCUGCUUCCAGUGGGUCACCUCUCCGGUCGAAAGUCCCAUCUUGCUUUGUUUUGCUUAUAGUCUUCUUAUGUACCAGGGCUUCCCGUUUCUAAGGUAUAAAUAUAUCAUAUUGCUUGAAUUUUCUUAUUCCUUGUUUGGGUGAGGGUGAUGAUGUGUUUAACAACUCUUUUCAGCCUAAUGUUAAUCAUAAAUUAUUACUCGUGUUUCUCGUUACCCCGUGUGUGCUGUACUCAGCACAUCCGACCGUUGCAACAGCACUACCGCUUCUGUGCGAAACUGUCUAGGGGUGCUGAGAGAAACUUUGUCGCCUCCAGAAUUUUAAAUAUCCAUUUCUCAAAAUGGACAUCUCCUGCUUUAAAACGGAUAGAAACAACGGUAGGUUGUGUAAACCCUAGUCAGUUUAAUACGGCGCUAACAGCGGUUUUACGAUCGGGACACCUCAUCGGAGGAGGAAUGAAUCGGCUGAAAGGAAAACCAAAGAGAUUUCCAUUAAAUUCUUUUUCUGUACCUACAUAUAACAAAGGUGUUUAGCGUUAUCCCCGAAUAACAAGCAAAAAACAGUUUUCAAUAAGGAAGAGGUAAUUCAUCAAGCCGCCAUUUGCAAAUUUGAAACGAGUCAGGACACAGUAGAACGAACAACAGGAAUUGCCAAAUAGUGCGAUUGUGAAAAUCUACUGCGAGGUAACAUGAUGCACAUAAUUGUUGGAGGAGUUGUAGAAAUACACCCUUUUGAACACGGAACUUCUCGGAUGACACAAGUGAGACCGCAUGUUUGUAUCUGCAUAAUAAGGCAGGUUAGUACUACAAUAUAGAAAUUUGGGAAGAUUAAAAAUGUUUACGUAAAGGUCAUGUACAAUAGUGAAAUGUAUUAAUGAACAGACGAAGUAAUGAGGCUAUUUUUUCUCUAUCCAACAUAGAGACUAUCGUCUCCAGGUUGCAGAAUAGUUAAACAAUCGCAGCUUCACUUUCUGACGAAAGCAGAAGAAAUAAACGAAUCUGUAAGCCCGGAAACAAAAGAAUACUGAUAAACAAGAGGACUUCUCCUUUAGAUGUCAAAAUGCCAAUGUCUAUGCCAAGUGCGUCAACAUUCAGAGGGAGAGGAAUGCGCUUUAUUUUGAAAUCAUAUGUUCAAAAUGUUCAGCAAAAAGUUGGCUCCAUUCACUAUGGGCAGUAAAUAAGUUAAUAGAGUAUUCAAGAGUCAAAGUUUAACACAAAGAUACGAUUAUUAUGGGGAUAGUUCAAGUCUUAUCUUCUGUAUUUCUGUCUCUUCGCACGUAAGAUAGCGCGCUAGGAAUGGCAAUACAGAAGCUCAGUAAGCCGAUGUGCGACAAGAUAUAAAACGGAAGUUGCGGCGCAUCGGGCGGGAAGACUUGGCAGACAUAAGAUAGGAAUGUAGGGGAUGGGCAACGUCAUCUAGAAUUCGACCAGCAAAUUGCUUGACCGCAUUGAAGUGUAAUUGUAAGACAGUGUCAACUAAAAAAAUAUAAGAAAUGCCAGCAGCAGAAGAGAGCAUGCGGAGGAUUCGUUUCAAAAUUAAAAGAUCCUUUUUUAACAAAGCAGGAAAAAUGACAGAGAACAGUAUAGGAUAAGAGGAAGAAUGCAGGCAUCAAUGAAUCUCCAGACUAAGGGGUGAGUUGUGUGGUAGGAACGUAAACGACGUAUGUAGUAAAGAAGUUUACGAACUUUAAUAAAUAGGGACUAAAUAUGGAGGGAAAAUGAAAGAUUUGAGGACAAAGUAACGCCGAGAUACCUGAAAGAGGAUACUUCGUUAGGAAGAAUGUCAGAGGAAUUAGGGUUAGGAGAGGGCCGCAGUCGAAAAAUACACUGAACGGAUUUUUGGUUGUUAAUUAGGAGACCAUUUUCCUCCGACCACGCUAGGACAUGGCUUAGACCAUCCUUUAGAGACCGGAGGUGUGUCUGACUUUUGAGAGGGUGUCCAACAACCACAUCGUCAGCAUACUUGACCAGAAGACAGUCAUUAGGGGACCUGAGAUCAUCAGUGUGGAGGGAGAAAAGGUGAGGGGAUAGAAUGAAACCUUGAAGAACACUGCAGUCAUUGGGAAGGGUCGAAGAUUUCCGCUUGCCAGAUUGGACAAAUUGGGUGUGGAAGAUAAAAUAAUCGCUCAGUCAAGAGACGACCCAGCCUGGAGAGCCACAUGCAGAGGUUUUGGAAAGGAGAAGAGGGCACGGGACGGCAUUGAAGGCGGAGGAGUAAUCAAGAAAAGCGCACGCAUACUCGCGGCAACCCUUGUCUAAUGCUUUUAGAGCAGAGUGGACCACAAGAGCGACAGAAUCUAAAGUACUCCGUUUAGCUUUGUAUGCAAAUUGUAAGGGGUCGGAAAAACUGGAAGAAAAAGGCUUUAUGAUAUCUAGGGCAACUCUCUCAGCAAGCUUUAGUAUUGCAGAGGAGCAGGCAAUUGGGCGAAAAGCUUAAGGACCAAAGUUAGCAGGCUUUUUAGGGAUGGGAGUGAUUCUCACUGUACGCCAGGCGUCGGGAAUCUUGGACUCCAUGAAAGACAUAUUGAUUAGGUGCGUUAAAAUAGGGGCUAUCUGAGAACUGCAAGAUUUAAGAAGAAAAGGCGAGACACCAUCCGGUCCGGCAGCUGUUGAUCCACGGACCUUUUUAAGGUGUUUCUCUACUGUUGCCAAAGACACGGGUUGGAAUUUUCUCCGUGAUAGGGGAAUGUCUUCUAAGGGAAGAUGGGAGUCAGUGUGACUAAAUAUAAAAUAUUUAUUUAGGGAGUCUAAAUCAGCAUCCACAUGCACCAGCGUGUUGCGAUGGCCAGUGAGACGCUUAAGACUUUUCCAAAUAUCAGAUGUGGAAGGGGGAAAAGGAGGAAAAAAGUUGGCUGACCAACAGGCUAUUUAGCCUGUCAAUCUCUGUUUUUAUUAAUACGGUAACGUCCUUAAGGUUAUCACGUAAGCCUAGCUUGUAAAGGAGUUCUUUUUUACGUCUUGACGAUUUCAGAUAGGGGGAAGAAAUUCUGUCCGGUCGUACCAUAACAGUAUCAAAAGGGCAGCAAAUAUCGAAAAUUUCAUUUAAAAACGCUGUCAGGUUGGAAGAACAGGAUUCAACAUUAGAAUGUUUAAGGAAAGUGGGGAUAGUAAGAGAAAUGCAAGUCUGAAGCAUGAUAAUGUUUUGGGCGGACCUGUUGCGAACCUUAACCUUUCUCUCAGGCUUGGCAAGCAGUGCACGUUUUGAAGUGGAAUAGAUUUUGGAAAACACAAUAAAGUGGAAUGGUCAGAACCUGACAAUGGAGCCCUGUUUUUUACGCAAAAAAGCUUGCUGUGGUUAACCAGAAUAUGAUCAAGAGGGGCAUCUGAGCGAGUAUUAAAGGAGACAAGAUCAUCGAAGCCUAAAAGUGUAAGGGGACGUAAAUUCACGAGAUUAAAAUCACCGCAUAAGAGAGUAAGAUAGUCGCAGGAUAAUAUAGCAAGUUUUUGUGAGAGAAAGUUGAAAAAACGGGUUAAUGCGCCUUCACAGGAAGAGGGGGGAAUGUAAAUACUAACAAAUAUGAUGCCUUUAAAAUUACUUAACAAACGGGGCUUACAUAAAACAGCAAUUACAUCUACCAAAUCAUCAGAGUAAGAAAAAAGGGACUUACAGUCUCUACACCAACUCUGAUUACCGAAAAUGGUAACGCCUCCACCUCUGCCACAAGAUAAAGAUUUUCUAUUCGUUCGAAAGCAGUAGAAGGAUGGGGGAGUAAUAAGUUGCAAAUCAAUGUCACUAUUUAGCCACGUCUCUUGAAGGCAGACAACUUCAGUUUUGCUGUGUUCUUUUUUCGACAAAAGUAGCUCCAAAUCAUGGGCUUUGUUGAAAAUAGAACGACAGUUUGUCCACAAGAAGGCAGGAAUUGACAAUUUGUGAUUUGGCUGACGUUUGAAUGCGAGUUGCCAGCCACAACUGUGUUUUCUCCGAUGCAUAGGCCGUUGUUGACGAAUAUUUGAUAAAUUCAAUACAGAACGAUCGCAAAUAGGACAUAUUGGCCGUAAAGUACAACAGUUUGCAUCAUGGUCGUUCGUAAGUGAAAUUGACAAUUUAAUUCCGUUCAAAAGGGUGCUAGCGUACUGUAGAGACGACCUCAUAAUCUUAGCUCAGACAAACAAAGGAUGCAAAACAGUUCAAUAUGUCGAAGAGAAAAAGGCACAGUAAUGUACAAUUAGUAAAAAUCCACACGUGAAUGGAGAGCUACAAAAAUGGCGGCUCAAAUUCAAAAGCCCGCACAACACUUUACAAUCAAUUGUACUCAGCAUUUCGAGCAAAGGACCCCAGAAAAAUACCAGGGUGAUUAGGGCCUAUUAAAGCAGACUGAAACGAUAUCUCCUCGAAAGAGAACCUUUGUCGGACAAUGCAAUAUGGGUCCGCUAAACGAAGUUCAAAAGUUCCUGUGGUUUGGCUUAGCCCGCGUAGGAAAUAUUUUUUUUGUAUAUUGCUGAGAAACAUCCGGCGUCACAGUCUCCCGAGUGUGGAAACCGAAGGACUCCUUCCAUAAAGCAAGUAAACAACCGUUUAUAAGUGCAUUUUUGCACAUUAAGUGAAAUAAACUUAACUGUCUUAGUUAUGCGAGGGACCGCACACAAAUAUUCUUAGAGAAGUAAAUAAGUCACGACGUACGCGCACUACAACAGAAACCGUUUGGAGAUGUCGAGGAAGCCAAGUGUUUGUGUUCUAAACCAAGCGAAGUAAACUAAUAUGGGAAAAACGACCCCUACAGCACGCGUUGUAUGGUGCGUGCUGGCAUGGCACAAAAUGCUCAAUCACUACUUUGGAAGCAAUAAGUAGGCAGCGGCGCACGGAACCGGCAACGAAAUGCGACGCAAAUACAUUGGGAAAAGUGGGAAAUCAAGGUAAGACAAAUCGGCCAUGGCGAGAGAUGAGCAUAACCAGAGCGCAUCUCGUGCCAAAUAAAUUAUCACUAAAAACGUCAUGCGGAAACAACAAGGGGCAUGGGGUUGCAUCAGUGCGUUAGAUAACAUCCAAGGGGAGACUUCGAGUAGAUGUGAAUCAAGUAGCAAACUGAGUCCCACUAAACAAAUUUAGUAAUUGAUUGUACAUAUUAGACCCGAUGAAAUUUCACAACCUAUUCUUGCCUCGCCGUUUUGUCAUCCCUGAAGCCCUGCUCUUAAUGCAGCAAAACGGGUUGAGCAAUCGGGAAUUUACCCUACACUUCGAUGACCUCCUCACACUGUCCACAACAUCUUCCUCAGACUUUCAGAAAAUUUAUUACACCUUAAAUGUUCAUUGUACUCGUUCAUCAGCGAGUGGCCGAUGCCUGGAAUGGACUUCUAGAGUAAGUAAUAAUGGCAGACUCAGAAGAGACAUUUGCACAUAAAAUUUCUGCAUAUUUGCUUGAAAAAAACUGGAAAAGACAACUCGGUCACGCAAAACCGACGUUAUGCACAUACCUACCAUUAACGAAAGUGACUAUUACUUCAUAUUUUACGUCGUCGUUAACACCUGAAGGUAGCCGGGUUUCAGUACUACACCCUAAUAAAUAUUUUCUGUAAAAUGCACAUGUUGCUGACAAUUUAACAAUAACGUGUUUGUUUUCACCUCAGUAUUAAAUGGAACGUAUCCUGGGAGCGGUCGGGAGAUUAGCUUUUUAGUGGUGUUUGGAAUAGUUAUCCGUCAGGUGUUAGAAUAUUGCGUUCAGGUGUGGUUCACAUAGACAAGGCAAGAUUACACUGUUGUAAAGAAAGUUUAAUCAAGGGCGACCGAACUAGUUAGCAGACUGAAGUCAUUCUCCUAUGAGAGACGACUAGAAAGUUUCAAGUUUCUCCUUUGUCAUAAUCUUUCUCCAGUGAAACGAAGACUUGGGUCCCUCUUCUUAACUAAACCCCCAUCUUCUCAGCCAAACACUCAACAAUCCGGUCGUAAUGCAAUUAAUCUUGAGGAGCCAUUUGAUCCUAUUUAUGUGAAAUCGGACUCACUUCUGCCUCUUUAUUCUACAUCUCCAUCUCAGUCAAACCACUUGGCGUCCCCAUCUGUCUUCGGAUUAGCAGUAGUCCCAGCCGACGUUUCUAACUCCUCUGUUAGACUUUCUAGAGCGUCUACGAAUCCAUCUACACAAGCUGGAUAAAUAGCUUCGCCAUUUCAACGAGGUUCUCCGAGUUUUCCACUUAAGUUGUCUUGGAUAUGUCGUCAGAACGAGUGGUUCAAAAACUAAAUCCAAAUCUAAUCCAAAAUAAAGAUAGCGUUACUCCAUUUAAUGACAGUCCGUUUUUUAUUCAGUUCACUGAGGACUUGUAUAUAAACCCCUUAGGUCCAAUUAUGCCUCCAAAGAAUUAUUUAUUCCUCAUACCGGUAACCAACCAACUCCAUAUUAUUUAUCCUGCUAACAGCCCUUAUGUGGAUCACCCUAAGUCACUUAUACUUCAGCCUGAUUCAGGUCCUCACCGCUUAGGGCCAAUGGUUCUCGCGUAAUUCACCCUAACUCCUUUGACCUCUAUCCCAGGCCUGGCUUCCCACCACCUAAUUCUAAUAACCGCUUGCCCUUCUGCCAUUCGCAUCCAUCUUCCUUCUAGCCUCUACAGUUUCCAAGUUAACUACCAAUAAACCUAUCGCUGUUCAAGCUUUCAAAGUAGUCCAAUAUUUAAAACAAUAUAUACCUAGAGCUCUUGAAUCUCACUCUCAGCAUUUUCUUGAGGACUCUCCAUAUGCCAAUAGCUCUGGACCCAAUAAACUUUUUACGCAAAAAGCAGUGAUUUACAGACUAGCUAUUCAUCUAUAAAUUUCCCCAAAUGACUCUCGUAAUAGUCACGCUACUCAAAACACGUUAAGUAUUAUACCACUAAAUGCCAGGCCUGGUUUCUGGUUCGUCCAGUCUGGAUUUUAGCCUCUAUAGGAUAUUGUCAACUCUUCUAGCUGUUCUCAGUUCGUCAGGUUGCCAACAAGAGAUAAUAGUAUUCUAGAUCCUAUCUUUACCAAUUACGUUGCUCUCCUUUCCGUGGCCUACAAAAAUGGCCUUUUUGACAGUGGCCGUGUACUAAUUCACUGUUAGCUUCCAUCUACCCUUUCAAAAGGACCAAGACAACCCGAGUCCAUCUAGAUUGUGAUUUCGGAGACAACGACUCAACAAAGAACUAUAUUGGAUCACUGAUACAACACAGUUGUCUCUUCUGCUGUGAUGCGACAGUUUUAUGCGACGUCACAUCCGGUGUUCCCAAAGACAUCUUAGAAUUACCGCCCCGUAGAUAUCUCAAGCAUAAUUUUUAUGAUUGCACUGUUCUUUCCUUUUUUAACGGACUCAAUAGUUGAGGAGGCUGCUGCAUGACUUGUUCAAAAGUUUUUAUCCGUCUGUCAAAGAACUAUAAAAAUGUUUGAAAUGGUCUCAAGGAUGCGCCAAGCGCGCAAGAGGCUCCCAGUGAUCUAAAUCCUGCCGAAUCUGUUGUUACAGUCUUCUGUCAUCAGUCUCACUUUAAGCCUGGUCAAAAAUUCUCCUUUGCUAAACGACAACGAAAUCUCCCUCAUCGGUGACACUGGCAAGGCAGAAUUGUUUGGUGAACUCUUUGCAAAAUAUCCUACAACUGACUCCGAACCAUUUCUUCUCUUUCUCCCGCUUUGAUUUGGAUCACUCAACACAAUCGAUGCCACUUCAGACCCAAGUCAGAAACACAUAAGUCGUUUAAGACACCCUUACUCCUGGGAAGCAGACGAUAUUUCAAACUCGAUCAUUGGUAAGGCGUCAAACCUUCCUGGGUUGCUUAGCCAUUAACUAACAUAACUCAGCUUAUAUUCCAACUUAUAUUUCGGGCAAAAUCUUAUGGAAAAAUGGGAGACCUCAUUACUUUUCCAGUUUACAAGUCUGAAUCUUGAUCUGAUGUUAAUAACUAUCGGGACGCUCACAAAACUCCGUCUCUAGCAAAACUCCCUAAAAAGAUAAUUUUUAAUGGGAUUCUUGAUUUCUGUCUAUCUAAUCAGCUUCUGAACUCUGCUUAGUAUGAAUUUUUACCUGCAAGAUUCUGUGGAACUUGUCAUUAACCUUUUUAAACUCACCAAUUCUCUUCAUACUAAAUAGUUGUGGUUAUCUACUGUUAUCCUAGAAAGGCUUCCCGUAAGUUUCCGUUCAGAUAUUUUUUUAAUUGAAACUGGAAACCUUCAGAUUCCGGCCACACAUACUCGACUUCAUCAGGUCCUGCUUACCCAGCCGACUUCAGAAAGUCAUGGUGACAGCUACUCGAUGCCUCACACGAUCGCAAGUAACCGACGUCAGGGCAUGGUCCAGGGUCUGCAACUCCUCCCUUACAUAAAAGAUAUUUAGACAGAAAUCAGAAAUUCCCAAAUGUCCAUUUAUUCUGACGACCUUGAAUGUGUUCAUUCAGACUCUAAGGAUGGGGUUAUUGUUUACGGUGAAAAAAAGUUGACUUCGAUCAACUACACUUGCACAAGGCAGAUGGGGUCUUCUAAGUUCAGAUGUGGUUUCGUGUUUUUUGGUCCUGCCAAGCUCCCUAGUCCCACAGAUUUUAAAAAUAACCCAUUCUUAGAAUGCUUCGUAAUAAGGCACCUAGGGUUGAAAAUAGACUUAAAAAUAGGCUUAACAUAUGACCUUAUGCAGAUCGAACCUCUACAAAAACUGCGCAGAUACACGGGUCGUAUCACAUAUUUUUUCAAAUUUGAGGAUAAGUAUGAGGUAUUAUUUAAAGGGACUUUUCAAAGAGACAAACAAACAUUUACCAUCCGUUUUUACGAACAAAGUUCUUUAAAUACAGGGAUAUUCAUUCAGAAUUAUCAGUUUCCACUUCCCUUCUGAGUUUUGCUACACUGUGCCUGUUAACUAAUAGCCGCACUUGCAAUUAACAUUUUGUGCAUUCGAACUAACUCUAGCCGGGCACAUUUUCUUUGCACCAUUAACAUCUCCCUGGAACUCGGCCAUCAGCACUCCCAGAAGUUUUAAUUAAUCGUAACCUACCUGGAGAUAAGAUGAGAGUAAACGCCACGGGUCGGCGAAAGCUUUCGGCUUCUGUACCUAGGUAUAGCUCAAUUUAAUCCAGGCCAGAAAGCAUUAAUGACCAUUCCACACAUGUUGUUUUUGAUAGAUAGCUUAAUCUGCCUGCGCUUUACAAUUGCAACUGUUUUAUACUGAAGUUGGCACUAUGCUCUCAAUCCUGGGAAAAAUGUUUAACGGAAAUAAUUGCGAUGAUUCCUGUCAAGAAUGCAGACGUCUGACUAACUCGUUCAUCUGGUUGCGAGUGAUGCAAGUAAUAGGCAAAAAAGAGCUUAUAGCUUUUUCUUUAAAAAAUGUUCCUUGAUCUGCUUGGCCAGUUGAUGUUGCGGUUGAUUUCCUGUGCUCGUGUGGGUUUAACUAUAAAAUAACGGAUGUCAAGCGCCUAUCUCCCGGUAGCGAAAAUUUGCCCGAUUUCGUUAAGCUUUUUUUCACCAAUUGGGGUUGAUUCAAUCUUUGCCCACCAAGAUUGUGUUUCUGCAUAUCUGGAAAAUGCUCUGAGCCCCAUGGAGCGUAGCAUUUGGUUCCUUUUCCCAUAUAAACCUUCGUCUUUUAAGUGGAUUGCUCACCGAUUCGGUCACAUUGCAAGUGACCGUGAGAAUUCAGUUAAUCGUACGCCUGCGUAAUCUGACUCACUGUUCCGCCUUAGUCCUACACCUCCCUCCCAUUCAAGCCACCUAACGCUUUUAUCUGCCUCCUAAUUAACAAUAGUCCAGUUAUCGUCCCUAAUUAUCCUGAUAGUCCUCCUACAACGCACGAAAAUCCGUCUACAUCAGCUGGACCGACAGCUUCCCCACAUCAGCAGGGUCCUCCGGGUUCUCCACUAAAGUCACCUGUUGCAUGGUGUCAGGAUGAUGUGAUCCAAAAUCUGAAUCCGAAUCUGGUCCAAAAGAAAGGUAGCAUAACUCCAUUCAGCGGUAUGAAACCUUCUCCUAGAUUAACUAAGUCUUUACAGCCGAGCCCGUCCAUAAACUCCGCAGCUCCGAUUAUACCCCGAAAUAAUUUUCUGUCCCGCAUACCGGCCACUUACCAAAGCCCUACUAUAUAUCAUGUAAGUAGACCUUACGUAAAUCGCCCUUACUCGUUUACCAACCAACUUAGUCCAGGCUUCCCACCGCAUAAGGCCAACUUUUCUCAUGUACAUCAAAAUACUUCCUUUGACUUUCAUCGUAGACCUUGUUUCCGACCUUUUAAUUCUAUUGGCUGCUUGUCCUCCUUCGCUAAUCUCUACUUUCCUUCAAAGCUCCCCCCUCCUCCUCCUCCCCCUCCUCUUCCUCCUCCUCCUUCUUCUCCCCAAGUUAACUGCCAACGAGCCUAUCCCCGUUCUCACUCUCUUAGUAUUUCAAAGUCUGAAAACUAUAUUUCCAAGUCUUUUAAAUCUCCCGCUUAUCCGUUUCUUGCUGACUUCCCAUAUGCCAAUAACUCUGGGCUCACUGGCACUUAUUCCACAAAUAACAAUAGUUCACAGUCUACCCAUCAACCUCCAAACUUUCUUCCAAAAUACUGUCGAAAAUAGUCAUGCUGAUAAAAAUACAUUGACUAUUAAAUUAUUAGUGCCAGCUCUGUUAUAAACAAGAUGACCCCAAUCAGAGCUAUUGCUCUCAAAAAGACGCCAGAUAUUACGUGUAAAACAGAAUCCUGGACCCAUUCUUUAAUUCCUGACUUCAGCUUCUGCCAUCAAUACCGCUUAAUCAGGCGUGGGGCAAUUGCCUUCUUUAUCUUGGAUCCUACCUAAAGCACUUUCCCUAUUACGUGGAUGCCAGCAAAAGAUAACCACAUUUUAGAUCUAAUCUUUACCAAUGACAAUGGCCCCCUUUUUCUUGCUUUCAAAAAGGACCCUUUUGAUGGUGGCCACGUAUUUAUUCAUUGUUGCCCACUGCUUGCCUUUCCAAGGAAGACUAGCACGGUUCGGACCUACGUAAACGACGACUGCGUGGACAACGCCUUAAUAAAUAGCUAUAUUGGAUCACUAGAUUGGUGUGGGUUGCUCUCCUGUAAUGAUGUAGCCGUUCUUUGUGACGUCAUGUCCAAUGUUUCCAAAACGAUCUUAGAAUUUGUGUUUCGUAGAUAUUUCAAGUCAAUCUCUACGGAUUCCCCUGUUCCUCACUUUCUUUGCGACAGACUAGAAGUUGAGAUAGCAGCUGCGUGUUUUUUCCAUUAGUUAUUUGUACGUUCAUCUUAGAAUCACAGGAAUUUUCGAAAUUGCCUCGAGGAUGCGUCAAGCGCGCAAGAGGCAAGGAGAAUCACUUGCUCUCAGUGAUCCGAACUCUGGCAAAUCCGUGGCUAGAUUCUUCCGUCACCGGGCCUCCUCUAAACGUGGUCACGAAAUUCCAGCGCUGCUAAACGAUAACAAAAUCAUCCUCAUCGGUGACACUGACCAGACGGAGUUGUUUAGUGUUCUCUUUGCAAAGCACCUUAUUGCUUAGUCCGAAUUAGUCCUUUCUUUCAUUCACUUUCAGAUAGAACAGUAAGUAAAAUCGAUAAUUGCGAAACACAUAAGUGCUUGAAAAACACACUGCUCGGGAACGGACGGGAUUCCAUGCUCGAUUAUCAAACAGGCAUCCGACCUUCUCAUAUUGCCUUUUCACUUAUUCUCGAUUAGUAUUUCGAGUAUAUUUGUAAGGUAAACAUGGGAGACGUCAGUCUUCCUUCCUGUCUUCAAGUCCGGAUCUCGGUCAAAUGUCAAUAACUAUCGUAACGUGUACAGAACUCCGUUUCUAGCAAAACGUCUUGAAAGGAUAAUUUUCAAUAUGAUUCUUGAUUUGUGAAUAUCUAAUCGGUUUCCCGGUUCUAAGCAGCAUGGAGUUUUACCUGAACGAUCCUGCGAAACUUGCCACAUAGCCUCUUGUAAUCGAAUCACUUCUAUUCAUAAUUAAUAGCUGUCAGUAGUAGUUAUCUACUUUGUUCUUAGUAAAGCCUUCGACAAGGUGCCACACAGACGUCUGUCGGGAAAAUUGGAAGCUCUCGGCACCCGGCCUCCUCUACUCGACUUCACCAGGUCCUACCUGUCUAGCCGUUCUCAAGAAGUCAUGGUUGGUAUUGGCUACUGAACACCUCACUCGAUCACGAGUGGCGUACUUCAAGGCACGGUUCUGGAUCCGCUGCUCUUCCGCUUUUCAUCAAUGAUAUUUCAAAAGGAAUCACAAAUUCGUAAACUGUUAUUUAUGCCGAUGACCUCAAUUGUUUUUACUCAUAUUCUAAGGACACUGCAAAGGUUUAGAGUAAAAAAAUUAAUGCAGAUUUACUGCGCUUGUGAAAAUGGAGUUCAAGAUGGCAGAUGGAGUUCUCAUCAUCCAAGAGCAAUUUCACGUCUUUUGGUCCUGCUAGGUUUCCAGGUCCCAUAAUUUUUCAGAAUAACCCACUCAGAAUGCCUCAGCAUAAAGGACCCUGGUUUAAGUUAUCCAAAUAAUCUUGCUUUAUCAUCUCAUGCAGAUAGAAUCUCUGCAAAAGCUGCGCAGAUAUGUGGGUUCCCAUCACAUAUUUUUCCUCCGGAAAUAAAGCAUAGAUUUUAUCAAAUGCUUAUUGUUCCCGCUCUCGAAUAUUAUCGUCCAAUCUUUGAUUUAAUGAAUGCCUGUUACCGUUAAAAGAUCGUAAAUGUUCAGAGGGUUUUUACCCGGAAACUAUCCUCUCAAGUCGCAUCAGGUACUUCUUAUACUCAGAGAUGUCAGCUGGCGAACAUUAAGUUUUUGUGGGUUAGAAGACUCAAAGCUGGCCUGUGUUUCCUGUUUCGCAUUAACUCUAACUCUAAUCUUCCGCACAUUGACAUUCUUACUUCAAGAGAUCGGUCUUAUGCCAUGCGUAAUUCCUCCACGGUGCUUCGACCGCUUCUUUGCUCUACAUCCAAACGCUCCCUCUUUUUACAUCCAAAUAUGCCUUCGUUUGAAAUGAUCUUCUACCAGAACUUAGGUUAUUGGUAUUCAAGUCGAAAUUAGGCGAACACUUUACAUCGUAAAGCAUAAAGGCGCUAUUGAACGUUCCAUUCCCGAACACUACUUCUGGAUUUUGAAAAUGGUCCUUCUGGGAUUUAAGGAUAAAUAUUACGUAUUUUACUCGUUUACCUGGAAACAGUCACUCGAAUUUUUACGACCUCAUGUUUUACUAGUUUGCUAAAGCCACUGCCAUUACCCCAUGAAGCGGUACUUUUCGCGGAUUUUAACGUCCUCUCCUCUUUUAAAUUCUGAGCGAUCUCUUGGCGAUUACGCGGAUUCUCGGUUUACGCCACCCGCUAGUAGUUUAAUUGGUAAUUAAAAGAGUAUUAUGAUUGUAGCUCUCUGCGCCCUGACGAUCAUAGAAGCCCGUAAUUUUCCCUCAUCCCGUGAACUCCGUGUGAAAAAUGACCGACCGCGUUAGAUUAUCCUGUCUCGUCACCUUGACAAUUCUUCCUUGACGUUGGACCUUUCGAAACAUUAUGUGCUCUCGCCUGCAGGACGUUCCUGUCCCAUACACAUAUUUACCCUCCGUUAAGAGACAGUUUUGUCUCCUUAAAAACCAAUGAAAUACAUUCGUUUUGUCUUUCUCAACCAAAUCUGAUGGGGGUUUUUCACACCCCACUACCUAUGUUAUAGACACAAACCGAACAAUGCACAGUGUUUGUCCACUCGUCCUAAAAUUCGCUCAAAAGUGCACUUUUACUCCUCAUGAAAUUAUCCUGAUGGGUGCCAAAUAAAACAAUUUAUGUGAAAAGUGCAUUGGCCUUCCAAUCUUAACAUGGGAGUUUUCGCGGAAUAAAUUAUUUAUAAGCAUUGCAGAAGGGAUAUGAUGAUGGUGUCCAAACUCGACAGAGGACUAAACUGUGCAUUUCGGUUAACCGAUUUUCUCGGAAUGACACAAAUGACAAAUCUUCGAGGCCCUCAAUGCAAACUGCGGACAAAGUGAACCAAAUUUGAAAUGUGGGUUUACUUCUUUUUCACCAGAUGACUGGAGACCGGAACAAACUGCCUAAGUCGGUUGUUCUGACGGAUAGCGUUCAGCUAUCUAAAAGAAGACAUGACGUCAGUUUAACUGAUAGCCAUCUAUUUGCUCAACAUGGACAGAUAUAAUGUAUCCAUAUAGCUGUGUAAACAUUUGCACGUUUAUCCUGAGUAUACCUGUAAAUGGAAUGUUUAUAGGACCUACAGUAGUUGGACUAAUUCAGGAAAUGUUAACCGAAAUUCUGAAAUGCGUUCCCGUUUCGAAAAGAUCACUUAAUUAGGGUUUUAAAAUUAGUCAUUAUGCAGCAUGAUUCUUAAGUAAUUCAGUUACUUCGGGAUACCGACUUUUGAAUGAACUUCUUCCCAGCCUCAUGCAAAAAUCACACUCUGCAAAAAUGGCUAUUUAAAUAGCAUGAGUUUUUCUCCAUGAUUUUCGAUGCCCUCAAAAAUUCAAUCAUACGUUAUGUAAAACAUGCAUAAAAUAUUCCAUCUUUUACCCAUCCGGUAGAAAAUUACGCCUUCUUAAACUUUUAUACUUGAAGAAAGGGUAUAAUUCAGUUUUCAAAAACUGUACUAAUUCCCGAAUGAUUUUGAGCCCGUUGUGCUGAGGUAACUGGAUUAUUAAAGAAUUAUGCUGCACAGCGAUUAAUUUUGAAACCCUACUGAAGAGAUCUUUUCAAAACGGGAACGCAUUUCAGAAUUUCGGUUAACAUUUCAUGAAUUAGCACACUUACUGUACCUUUCUCCCUUAUAUAUACUGUAUCUCCGCAAACAUAGUAGACCGGAGUUACUUUUAUUCAACGCAUAUACUUGCGUUGUCUUUAGAAUAUGAUUAAACACACUCAAAGUCGCCAGUAAAAACAAAUUUUUGCGAAUUUCUGGUUACGGUUGAAAUGUCUUCCAUGUAAAGAAGGGUGAUUAGCGGACCCAGAACCGUGUCUUGAAGUGUGUCAAUCGCGAUCUAGUGGGACGUCGAAUAUCAAAUACUACCUAAGAUUUUCUGGUGGCGGUUGGACAAGUAGGAUCCAGUGAAGUCGAGUGAUCGGGCAUUAAAUCGUUGUUGUCUUUCAAUUUCCCCCUCUGUAAGCCCAGCGGUUAAACGUAACUACCUUGACUUUGCUAGCUACAUCAAGGACUUGUAAAUAAUUUUACAUGCACUCUAGACUGACAUACUAUUUUCAGAAUAAUGAGCCAAACUGAAAUGAGUAAGAAGAGGUCUUCUCGAUUCCCUUCCAUUAAAGAUCUUUAAAUCAAGUGCUACUUCGUCUACUGUCUCGAACUUCCUGAAAAACAGACUUCAAGGGCCACGAAAACAGAUUAAAGAUCCUCCUAUAGGCCGAUUAUAGGUCUAUUUAAGGAUCACCGGAAUAUUUGAAAUUGCUUCAAAAGUGAGACUCACGAAAUUUAGGCGUCGGGGGCUUUCAGCUGUUAAUGAUGUAAAUCCCUUCAGAUCGAUUACUCAGGUCUUCCGUCAGAAAUCGUCAGCUAAGCCCUAUCCAGUCCUCCCGUACUUGCUUAAUCGCAGCAAUUCAUUCAUUAUACAGAAGUCCCGAAAAGCGGAACUGUUAAAUUCAUUAGCUAGAUCGCAGUUGGUAGCCAGGAAUGGAGAAGCGGACGACGACCUUAACCCUAAUCCUAACCUUUACGCUAACCUCAACCUUAAACGUUAACCGUUAACCCUAACGACAACCCUAACCCUAACCGAAAUCGUAAACGUAACCGUAGACCUUAGACAUAGCCGUAACUGAAAAACCUAAUCGUAAUACUGAAACCUAAUCAUAUGCUCAAACCCUAACCGUAACCCGAAAACAUAAGCCUAAAGGCAUAACACUAAUCCAAAAAUCGGAAGCCAUUAACCGGCACCCUAAUCCUAACCUCCAGCGUAACACGGAAGCCAAAUGGGUCAGAUGUGAUUAUGGAGCCCCGCAAAAUAGCCCCAGUAAACAAACCCCCCGCCACCUGUAAUACGGGUCAUGGCUACCAACUGCGAUCUAGCCCAUUCAUUCCUUCCCAAUCAUUUUACCAUUGGAACUGAUUAAAUCUCUUCAAUUCCUCCGUCCCCUGAUGCUUUCCUCACCAUUGCUUAUUUUGCUUCUGCAAGUACCCAGGAACUGAUAAGCCAGCUAAAUAACUCGCACUCAGUCAGCAGUGACAGCAUCCCGAGCCCUCUUAUCAAACAGCUAAGAGAUUUUCCUCCUCUGCUAACCAAAUUAUUCUCAGUCUUUCCGAGAAUGGUUUCCUUGAAGAGAUUUAAAGUAUGGGUAUUUGCUGGUAGUGAGUGAACAAGCUCAGACCUACCGAAAACGUAGUAAUAUCUUUAAAGUGUCGAAACAAAAGGGACCGAAAUUAGAAUGCCAAUAAACUUUCGAAAGAUUUAAAUCUCCAGCGGUUAUUUUCAAGUUAAGAGCAAAUUCUGAAAAUGGUGUAAAGAUUCUGCAAAUUUGUGCAUCACUGCUUGAUGGUGAGGGUGGGUUAAGAAUACAACCAGGAAUAGCCUUGAUUUGCGGUUAGAGAAUAUUAGACAUGAAACGGAAAAUUAUAGAUAAAGAAGAGGCGUUCAGAUCACACGAAAAUCGUUCAGGGCAACGUGUAAUAUGAAGGAGGCAACCACUAAUUACCCGGGUCUGGGAGCAGAAAUUAAACUUAUCAAUGGAAAUGAGGAGUCGGGAAUCAGAGAGGCAUAUUAGUUAUCCGUAAGGUUAUAGGGGACUACGCGAAGCCUACGUAGGACAAUGUAAGAUUGUGCGAAACAAUCAAACAAUCUUCCUAUAAUGUAAUAUUAUCAGGAACAAUACGAUACCUGAUUCAAUAUUAUUUUACUUACUUUGACUGUGACUUGCCACUGAAAAUUUCGUGCUGCUGAUCCUAAUUCAUCUUUUUUCAGCUGAUAGUCCAGACAACUAUGAUAAGCCCUCUGAGAGGCACAAACGAACGAUACGACAGAUUCUGAACAGCUGGACCGAGCACUUCAGAAGCGCCCUCAACAGUCGCACCACAAUCACCGACGCUACCACCGCCCGGCUCCUCCAAAUAGAAACCAACACCGACCUGGACCUCCAGCCCUCUCUCUGA
Spirometra erinaceieuropaei is the source of this 20016-nucleotide messenger RNA. Lineage: Eukaryota; Metazoa; Platyhelminthes; Cestoda; Diphyllobothriidea; Diphyllobothriidae. The record is from the annotation of a GenBank genome assembly.